Frankliniella occidentalis (western flower thrips) is the source of this 516-nucleotide messenger RNA. RefSeq lists its product as uncharacterized. The record is from RefSeq and is a predicted model, not a curated record. NCBI's taxonomy places the organism in Eukaryota, Metazoa, Arthropoda, Insecta, Thysanoptera, Thripidae. Bases 36 to 461 code for a protein of 141 amino acids. The transcript has a single exon. Gene Ontology annotation, cellular component: extracellular region. Gene Ontology annotation, molecular function: chitin binding.
CCCCCGUCCCCACCACCCCCGCCGACCUGAGCUGCAUGCUGACGACGUGCCCCGCCAACAAGGCCGCCCUCGUGCCCAGCCUGUGCCGCUGUCAGGCGUACUUCGAGUGCAGCGACAAGGGCGAGGCCCAGGCGCGGCUCUGCAAGUCCUGGCAGAACUUCCACCCUAUCAAGAAGGAGUGCGUGUUCUGGGACCAGGUGGACUGCACCUGGCCCGGUAGCAUCACCACCAAGGCGCCCCCGGCCUCCACCCAGGCGCCCCCAGUCCCCGGCUGCGACUUCGUCCCCAGCUGCCCGUCCACCGGCUCCUCCAAGCAGGGGAUCCCCUGCAAGGACUCGUGCAAGUCGUACAUCCAGUGCAAGGACGGCAAGUGGACCAAGGAGAGCUGCGGCUGGCUGCAGCCCUCGUUCGACACCAAGUCCGGCAAGUGCGUGAUGUGGGGCGCCGUGUGCGCCGCCUAAGCGUCAAGGCGAAAACGCAGAAAAUGAGUUGAAUAAAAGAAUCGACCCAGGACAA